UAUGAUCUUUUUUUAUUAAUGUGAAUCAUAUUAAUCAAUGAUUAAAUUUUUAACUGAUCUUGCAUUCCUAAGAGGAAGUGAACUUACAAUUUAUUAUCCUCUAUUCAUUUCUACAUUUAGUGUACUAACAUUUUUUAUGUAUAUGAACAAGGUAUGUUUUGAGUUGUAUUUUUCUGGUCUUGGAAAUAUUCUGAAAAAGUUUUUUUUUUUUUUUCUCCUUGCAUUCACAUUAUCAAGCCCUUACAUAUUUGGUAAACCUACCUGUAAAACAAUUUGAAACUUGUGUUUGGUGGGCAUGUUUUAAACUACUGAUUUUUUUCAUUACUGACUGGAUAUAAUCAGGGUUAGUAAUUUAUUUUUUGAUUUGAUUUUAUUUUUUAUCAUGGUUUAGGUGAAAGUUUACAGAGCAAAUUUGUUUCUCAUUCAAAAAUUUAUACACAAAUUGGUGACACUGGUUUUAAUUCUGCCUUUUGUCAGCACUCUUCCCCUUUCCACCCUGGGUUCCAUUAGUCUGCUUUUCCUGUCCCUUCCUGCCUUCUCCUCUUUGUUUUGGGCAGGUGUUGCCCGUUUGAUCUUGUAUACUUGAUUGAUCAAAGAACAACAUUCUUCAGUGUGUUGUUUGCUUUAUAAAACAAAAAAAAAAUUGUUUUAUAGGCCUGCCUAAUCUUUGACUGAAAGGUGGGCUUUGGGAGUGGCUUCAGUUCUGAGUUAGAAGGGUAUCCAGGAGCAUAGACUUGGGGGUUUGUCCAGUCUCUAUCAUACCAGUUAGGCUCUGUCUGGGACCUUCUGUUGUAAUCCCAGUCAGAGCAGUUGUGGUAGCUGGGCACUAUCUAGUUCUUCUGGUGUCAGGGUCAUGUAAGCUGUGGUUCAUGUGGUCCAUUAGUCCUUUGGAUUAAUUGCUCCCUUGAGUCUUUAGUUUUUUUUCACUCUCCUUUGUUCCAGACUAGAAGAGUCUGAUGAUUGUAUCUUAGAUGGCCACUCACAAGCUUAUAAGACCUCAGAUGCUACUUACCGAAGUAGGAUAUAUAACAUUGUCUUUCAGAGCUAUGUUGUGCCAAUUGAUGUAGAUGUCCUGCAAAUCUGUAGCCCUUUGCCUCUGAGCCUGGGAACUUCAUCCCAUGAGGUGUGUAGUUAUGCCUAAGAGGUUUCCUGACUGUGGCAUUUGUGUGCUCUACUGUCUAUAUUAGUAUAUGAGGAGCACCUACAGUCAUGUAUUUAGAAAUUUCCACCACUGAACUGGUAUCUGCUAGUCGGUUUGUAUUUCUUUCAGAGCAUUGCUGGAAAGUCGUACUUCUUGCUAGCAAUUUAUCCAUUACCUGUAAAUUCCUUUUUUUUUUUUGGUUUAUAUUUUCACUGCAGCGCGUGUAAUUAUGACCCAUUUCCUUCGUAACUGUCUUUGUCUAUGCUUUGUUUCUCUCAAAGGGAAAUUGCUAAGGGUUUGUCAGUUUCAUUAGUGCUCAAAGGUAAAUUUUUAACUUUUCUGAUUCUCUAUUUUUUAAAAAUGUUAAUUGUUUUUAUUUUCAUUUUCUCUUUAAACCUUUAUGCUGCUGUUCUUUCUCCAACCUCAUAAGUCAAUGUUUAGCCUAUUGCUGAUUUUUUUUUUUCUUCUCUAGGAGUUGAUGAUGGUUAUACAUAUACAAUUAAAUAUACCCACCAGGUAUUGAUUUCCAGUGUUAUCUGACACAGUUAUUUUAAUUUUCUGCCUGUACCCUGCCACAUAACCAAUCUUGACUUCCUAGAGAUAAAUACAUGUAGCCUUUUCCCUUUAAUGUGUUGCAUUUUUAUGUGUUGCACCUAUCACCACCUGAUACAUUAUUUUGUUUAUUGACUAUCCUCCUCCCACCCCUAUUGUAACAUCCAAGUGCUUCAAAGUUUCUCUGUUUGUUCAGUGCCCUAUCCCCUGCAUUUGUAUGUAGUAGGGUCAGGUUAAGUAUUAUCUAAAUGAAUUUAUAAAAUAAAGGAGCAGGAGAUAAAGGCCUUAAAGGAGAAGGAGCAUGCAAAGAGAAGACAUUUUUAUAGAAUACUUCAUUUGUCUACUCUUCAUAGUGCCCAGCAGGGUUCUAAGUAAGUCCUGGUAAUGUCGGGGAAUAAGGGCCUUAACAACAACUAAAUUGUAAGGCAUAUGGUCAGAAAUAUACUGGUUAGGAGUUUAGGGUUUCAAGAUGAAUAGACCUGCAUUCAUAUCCUGCCUCAAGAGCUUUCUAGUUGGUUAAUAUUGAGCAUGUGAUUAAUUGACUCUGUUUCUAAGAUUCCUCAUCUAUAAACUAGUCAUAACAAUAUCUGAUUUAUAGAAUUUCUAUGAUAAAUAACCUAUCUCUUUGUGACAUCUUCCUCACAUCAUAAUUGCUAAAUAAAUGGCAUGUUUUGUUAUUAAUAAAGAAUGUUACUGUAUUUAUUGGCUUAAAAUACACUGCUUGUUCUACUGCAGUGGAAGAAACUAUUGAGUUCUUGUUUGAAAUUUGUGAACCAGCUCUUGAAAUACCACAGUAUCAGAGAUAAUACAAGAUGCCAACUUCAGGGGACAUGGAGGAAGAAAGAAUAGCUGCUGAGUUACCGAAAAAUAUGAAACAAGACUCAGUGGUCUUUGAGGAUGUGGCUGUGGACUUUACUCAAGAGGAGUGGGCUUUGUUGAAUCUUGCUCAGAGGAACCUCUACAGAGAUGUGAUGCUGGAAAACUUCCAGAACCUGGCCUCACUAGCAGGGUACCCGCUACACAUACCCCAUCUGAUCUCUCAGUGGGAACAAGAGGACCUGAAGACAGUGAAGAAGGGACUUAUCCAGAGCAUCUGUACUUGGGAGCACCAGGAAGGCCUUGAGACUCAACUUAAGAUCAGUGAAUCAGUUGCUCAGCAAGAUAUUUUUGGGGAAAAAAUAUCCAAUGAACAGAAAAUAGUAAGAUUCAAAAGGAAAGAUUCCUGGUCCUCCAAUUUACAUGAAAACCAAGAAUACCAUGGUAUUGAUUAUCAGAACAGUAACCAUGAGAGACAUUUGAGAAGUCACGUGGUGAAGAGAAUCUAUGAAUGUAAUGAAGGAAAUCAGUGUGGACAAGCCCUCAGCCAAAUUCCAAAUCUUAAUAUGGUCAAGAGAACUACUGGAGUAAAACCGUAUGAAUGCCAUGAGUGUGGAAGGGCCUUCAGGGAUCAUUCAUCUCUUAAGAGUCACGUUAGGUCUCACACUGGAAGCAAACCCUAUCGGUGUGAGGAAUGUGGAAAAGCCUUCCAUUUUCUUGCUUCUUUUAAGAAACACGUGAAAACUCUCUUUGAAGAGAAACCUUAUGAAUGUAAGGAAUGCACCAAAGCCUUUAAUUGUUCCUCAUCCUUUAGGGCACAUGUGAAGAGUCAUACUGCAAAGAUAAAGUAUGAAUGUAAGGAAUGUGGGAAAACCUUUAGUUGUUCCUCAUCCCUCACAGAACACAAAAGAAUUCAUAGUGGAGAUAAGCCUUAUGAAUGUAAGGAAUGUGGGAAGGCCUUUAGUUGUUCCUCUUCCCUCUCUAAACACAAAAGAAUUCACAGUGGAGAUAAGCCAUAUGAAUGUAAGGAAUGUGGGAAAGCCUUUAGUUCUUCCUCCCACCUUAUAAUACAUAUAAGAAUUCACACUGGAGAAAAGCCUUAUGAAUGUAAGGAGUGUGGGAAGGCCUUCAGUGAGUCCUCAAAACUAACUGUGCACGUGAGGACACACACAGGAGAGAAACCCUAUAAAUGUAAGGAAUGUGGAAAAGCCUACAAUUGUCCCUCCUCCUUAAGUAUCCAUAUGAGAAAACACACUGGAGAAAAACCCUAUGAAUGUCUGGAAUGUGGAAAAGCCUUCUAUCUUCCUACUUCCCUUAAUACACAUGUGAAAAAUCAAAGUAGAGAGAAACCCUAUGAAUGUAAGGAAUGUGGGAAAGCCUUUAGUUGUCCCUCAUCCUUUAGAGUACACAUGAGAGAUCACACGGGAAAGGUACAAUAUGAAUGUAAGGAAUGUGGGAAAGUUUUUAGUCGUUCCUCAUCCCUCACUGAACACUUAAGAACCCACAGUGGAGAGAAGCCUUAUGAAUGUAAGGAAUGUGGAAAAGCCUUUAUCAGUUCCUCCCACCUUACAGUACAUACAAGAACUCAUACUGGAGAGAAACCUUAUGAAUGUAAGAAAUGCGGAAAAGGCUUUAUUUAUCCCUCAGCACUUAGGAUCCAUAUGCGAACACACACUGGGGAGAAACCCUAUGAAUGUAAGGAAUGUGGGAAAGCCUUUCGUCAUUCUUCAUACCUUACUGUACAUGCAAGAAUGCAUACUGGAGAGAAACCAUUUGAAUGUCUUGAAUGUGGGAAAGCUUUCAGUUGUCCCUCAUCUUUUCGAAGACAUGUAAGAAGCCACACUGGAGAGAAACCAUAUGAAUGUAAGGAAUGUGGAAAAGCCUUUGUUUGUCCUGCCUACUUUCGAAGACAUGUGAAAACUCACACUAGAGAAAACAUAUGAUGGUAAGGAAUGUGGGAAUGUCUAUAAGAUUUUUUUGAAAUCUUAGGCAACAUGAGUUAUCACACUCUGGAGACAACCUGUGAAAGUAAGGAAAGUCGUCACUCCUUUUGAAAACUUUUGAGAAUUCAGGCUACCUGUGUAUUGAAGUCAUGUGGGAAAGCUUUUAUGAACAUCAUUUAUGCAUAAGAAAAUUCAUAUCAGAAGUGAAGUCUUAUAUACUUCCAUCAGUGUUUCAUCCUUAGAAUGGGCUGCUAGCUCUAGUUUUCUAGCUUUUAUUUUCUGACAUGACUAAGGUGAUAGAUUUCCUGCUAAUACCUUUUUGGCUGUAACCACAUAUGUUUUAAUAUGAGGUGUUUUUAUUUAAGAUUAUAAAUAUUGUCUUAUUUCCAUUACAAAGUCCUUUGGACCUGUGGAGGAUUUGAAGUGUGUGUGUGUGUGUGUGUGUGUGUAUGUAUGUAUGUGUAUAUAUGUAUUAUGUAUUUUUCUUUUUUACAUAUAUGCAAGUAAGAGUGGUGGUUUUAUAAAUUAGUUUCAAUCCCCAUUAUUAUCUGAGCAUGCAGUCAUUAUGGUAUUGACACAUAUUUCAGGGGGAUUUCUUUUUGGUCUAACAUGUGACAUAUUGAAAUUGCUUACCCAGUAUUUACCUCCUUUUUUUAAGGUUAUCAGAUUUUACUCUUAAAAGACUUUGAUGUUCAAUAAGUAAUUUCAGCAGAAGUUAGUAAGUGUGCAAAGCUCUUGAAAGAGGACAGUCACAUCCAACGUGCAACUUUUGUAUUUUGUCCUUUGUUCUUUCUGGGAAUUGGACCCGGUGUUUUGAGUUAAAAAAAGAGGUCUCGUGACAUGAAAAUGAAAGCUAGAAGUUAACUUCGGUAUGCUGGGGACUGCAUUUUCCAGAACUGCUUCUUUGUUGGGUUCCUGGUUGGAGUUGGAAACCCUGGUGGUAUAGUGGUUAAGUGCUAUGGCUGCUAACCAAGAGAUCGGCAGUUCAAAGCCACCAGGUGCUCCUUGGAAACUCUAUGGGGCAGCUCUACUCUGUCCUGUAGGGUCACUGUGAGUCGGAAUUGACUCGAUGGCAGUGGGUUUGGUUUUGCUUUGGUGGUUAGGUUGUCUAAAAGAGGAGCUUGCAUGAGAUUUAGAGGACAGAAGGGGAGAAGCUAUUACUUUCAGUUUAGUGAAAUUAUCAUACAGGGAGACAGAUGCUUAGGGGCCUGUGGACUCCAGUUUCUAGCUCAUUUUCCUGAUUAUUAGACCCACUGAUGAAUACUGGUUCAAAACAGCAUUAAGGGCCUGACUUCAGUUAGUCAGAGGUUGCAGCGCCAUAGACAUCUCCAUAAUCACCCUCGACACAGCUGUUUUGAUUUCCGGCGUGCUCAUUUAUCAUCUUGCUGAUAUUACAGUCUCUCUGGCUCAUCAGCCAACUAUAGAGCCGAACCCAUUCAGGGGCAAGGUUGUUGUCGUCUGCACUGUCCUAUACCCCAUCAUGUCACUCUGUUCAUGGGAAAAGACAGGUCUGUGCUGCAAGCCCACUGUGAUCUUGUAAAAGCAAGAAGAGCUAUGGACAGUGACAGGGAAAUUAUUCUAGGCAUAACUGAGGUAAGGGUUUCACAGAAGUCUUAUCCCAUUUUAGUGGAGAAGGACUUGUAUUUGACACCUUCAAACCUGGAAGAUUUUACUGCCUUUUUAUCUGAGAAGAUAAGAGAUACUUGGUUUGAGCUUCUUCGGGUACAUUUAGCUACCCUCUUUCCUUACGUUGUAUUUUCUCUUUUUCUCUAAAAGUAUACCUGUGCCACCUUCCCUUUCUUCAGUGUUUACUUUUUUAUUAAGGUAGACAUACACUAACUCAUAGGCAUGAAGUAUCCUAAUCUUAAGUGGCCAGCCUGAUGAAAUUUCACAUAUGUAUUCCCCGAUUAGGAAACCGUGGUGGCGCAAUAGUUAAGUGCUACAGCUGCUAUCCAAAGGGUCAGCAGUUUGAAUCCACCAGGCGCUCCUUGGAAACUCUAUGGGGCGGUUCUACUCUGUGCUAUAGGGUCGCUAUGAGCUGGAAUCGACUCGAUGGCACUGGGUUUGGUUGGUUUUGGUUUUAUUCCCUGAUUCGAAACCCUGGUGGCAUAGUGGUUAAGUGCUAUGGCUGCUAACAAAGAGGUUGGCAGCUCGAAUCCACCAGGUGCUCUUUGGUAACUCUAUUGGGCAGUUCUACUCUGUCCUGUAGGGUCGCUAUGAGUCGGAAUUGACUCGAUGGGAGUGGGUUUGGUUUUCUGGUUUUAUACCCUGAUAAACAUAGAACAUUUCCAGGACUCCAGAAAGUUCAUUCAUGCUGCUUCUCAGUAAUUACCCCACAGUAGGUAAUUCUGACUUGUAUUAUACUUGAUUAGGUUAGGUUUGCUUGUUCUUGAUCUUCAUAUAAAUGUUAAAUAGGUAUAGUUUUGUGUUUGGCUUUUUUUUUCCCUUAACGCAUUGUCUGAAAUUUGUCUGUUUUGCGGCAUAUUUCACUAGUUUGUCUUUUGAUCACUUUUUUUUGGUGGACUUAUGCACCCAUUUCUCUUGGUAUAUAUGUAGGAAUGAGGCUACUGAAUCAUAGGGUAGGCUUUAUGUUUAAUUAUGGUGGGUAUUCCCAGUUUUUCAAGAAGGUUGAUUCAACCCGUAGUCCCAAAAGCAAUACAUGAGAGUUCUGGUUGUUCCAUAUAUCUUGCCAGUACUUUUUAAUUUUAGCCAUGCAGCAGAGGGUGCGGUUAUGUCUUGUUUUUGGUGUUAAUUUGCAUUUGCCUGAUAUAGGUAAUGAUGCUGACUACUUUUUCAUGUGCUUAUUGGCCAUUUGGAUAUCUUCUAUGAGGGUACCUGUUCAAGUGUUUCGUACAUUUUUCGGUUUCAUUGAUUUGAAGGGCUUACUUCUGGUUACCUGCAAUUUAUUGUAUGUACAUGUAUAUCUCUAUAGAGAAAAAUAUGUAUGUUGUAUGUAUACCAUUAUAUACACAUACUUGUAUAAGCCUCAUAUUAUAUAUUAUAUAUACAUAUAAAUGUACGUUAUGUAUACACACACAUUGCAGAUAACUUUGCCUAGUCUCUGCCUUGUCUUUCUAUCAUUUUUCUAAGCUAUAGAGGGGAAUUUACUGAUUUGGUUGCUGAAAAGUGUUUGGAUAUAAGUAACUUAAGGUAUGGCUGGAUGCUAGGGCUAAAAAGGUGUUAUCUGAAUGAGGUCUGUCUCCAUAUCUUAGCUAUGCAUUCUCCUGCAUUGACUUGUCUCCGAAGCAGGCUGUCUAGGGCCCCAGAAACUCUAGGCUGCUCUCUUCCUGGGUUGAAGUCUUACAAGAGAAUGAUCUUUUUGAGCUGUUCCAGUAUAAUUAUAAGCAUUGAAUCAUAAUGGCUCUCAUUGGCUCACUUGUCAGCCAAUAUCCAAUCCCUGGCCAGGAGGAAUAGAUUACUGGUUUAGGACUAGCUUUCCCAUCCUUAUCUGGAAACUGGAGGUGGAGUCUGUGCCAGAGUCCAGACAAUUGUGAUACACAUAAAGAGGGGAGGAGGCAGCAGUGGGCAGGUGGAUUGAACCUGCAGCUGGGAUCUAGAAAUAGAGCUAAUAAUGUCAGCUAGCAUGUUGUGCUGGCUGGGCUUAGCAGUGAGGGGGAACUAGGAGUUCUAGGAAGUCAGCCAGAGCUAGGCAGUUCCUAGAAAUCCUUUCAGGUCAAUUGCCAUAUGAUAGCAUGUUUAGAUUGCUAAAGAUACUUCUCAAUAUUUAAGAAGCAUAAAAAUCAGCUGGAUGUCUGAGUCCUGCUUAAGAAGUGUUUGCUCAGACCAAGAUAAUGAAUAUAUUCUCCUGUUUUUUGUCUCCCUCAGACUCUUCAUUGUUUAACUUCUUAUAUUUAGAUCUGUGAUCCAUUUUGAAUAAUUUAUUUGUAUGGUAUGAGGUGGGAUCAGGGUCUGUGCGUAUGUAUCUUCAGUUGAUCAGAAUAAUGUAUCAAAUAGACCAUGUUUUCGCCUCUGUGAAAUCUCUGUGCCUUGGUUCACUUAUCUUUCCUUGUACCAGUACCGCACUACCUUAAUUUAUGUUGCUUUUUUUGUAUUUUUGGGAAUCAGGCAAUGAGAGCCUUCCAGCUUUUUCAUUCUUCAAGAUCGUCUUGCCUUCUCUAUUUUCUAUUUAUUUCUAUAUUAAUUUUAGAAUCUCAUCAGUUUUCACAAAUCUUCUGGGAGUGGUUGGAAUUGCACUGCCUUUAAAAUAGACCAUUUUGAGGGAAAUUAAUAUCUUUGUAAUAGUGAGUCUUCCAGCUGAUGAGUGUUUACAUAGGUCCAUUUACCUAGGCCUUUAAUUUCUUUUAUCAGUGUUUUAUAGUUUUAAUUGUAGGGGUCUUGAAUGUCUUUGUUUAAUUUAUUUCUGGUAUGUGGUAUGUUUUACUUUGUACAUAUUAUUAAUUUAUUAAUUUCCUUUUCCAGUUGUUUUGGCUAGUAUCUAGAAUUGCAGUUUGUUUUUGUACUUGACCUUAUAGCCAGUGUUAUUUACAAAUUCAAUUAAUUAUUCAAGUGGUUUAUGGACUAUUUUUGAUUUUCUAUGUAUACAAUCAUGUCAAUAUCAAUAAAAGAAUGUUUUACUUAAUUUCUAAACUUUAUCUUUUGUUUCUUUGUCUUGCCUUAUUGUUUUAUAGUGAUGGAUAGCGUAAUGGUUAAUUUUAUGUGUCAGCUUGUCUGGGCACUGUUGCCCAGCUGUUUUUGGUCAAACACUAGUCUAGAUGUUGCCACGAAGGUAUUUACUUGUGAUUAACAUUUAAAUCAAUUGAACUUGAGUGCAUUACACUCCAUAAUGAAGGUGGGCCUCAUCCAAUCAGUUGAAUGUCCUAAGAACAAAAACAAAUUUCCCAAGGGAGGAGGAAUUCUGCCUCUAAGGGUAUAACGCAUAUCCUGCCAGCCUUUCCAGUCUACCACCUAACCUACCAAUUUCAGACCCGCAAUUGCCAGAGUUUCAAACCUGUCACCUAACCUAUAUGCAUUUUGGACCCAGGAUAGCUGGAGUUUCCAGCCUAUUCUCUGACCUGCUGAUUUUGGGCUUGCCAGACACCACAGGUGUGUCAGCCAAUUCUUUUAAUCAUUCAGUCAGUCUCUCCCUCUGUAUGUAUGUAUAUAUUAUCUCUCUCUCUCUAUUUCUUGGGAGAACCCUGACUGAUAGAAAUGAUGAAAAUGGAAAUCCUUGCCUUGUUCCCAAUCUUGGGAAAGUGUUUUAAUAUUUCACCAUUAAGUAUAAUGCUAACUCUGAGGUUUUCAGAUACCUUUAUUAGAUUAAGGAAAUAGAGCUCUAUUCCUAGAUUGCCAAGAUUUCUAUUUAUCAUGAACGGUUACCAAAUUUUUAUUUAGUGCUUUUUCUACAUGUAUAUUUAAAAAAAAAAAAGUCCUUUGGUCUUCUGAGUGGUAAGUCGCUGUAUUUCUUGAUUUUCAAAUGAUAAAACAACAUGAUUGCUGAAAUCAAACCACACUUAGACAUAUUUGCCUUUCAUAUUACUAGAUCCAAUAUGCUAGUUUUAAAAUAUUAUUUCUGUGCCAGCAUUAAUGAGAAGUUUGGCCUGUAAUUUCAUUUCUCAUGCUUUGCUUAUCUAUUUUUUGUAUGAAGUUUAUACUGGCCUCAUAAAAGGAGUUGGAAACUGUUCUGAAAGUCUUUACAUAAGUUUCAGUUAUCUAUUCCUUAUAUAUUUGAAAUAGUACACCAGUGAAACUGUCUUUAGGUUUUCUUCAUGGGAAGCUUUUGUAAGACGGUUUCACUGGUGAAUUAUUCCAAACGUAUAAAUAGACAAAGGACUUUUAAAUUCUUUAUUCUUGUGUUACUUUUGAUUAAAUUUUAUCUGUCCAUAACUUUCCAAAUUUGUUGAUGUAAAGUUGUUCAUA
Loxodonta africana (African savanna elephant) is the source of this 10308-nucleotide messenger RNA. RefSeq names its product zinc finger protein 266 (gene ZNF266). The transcript has 6 exons. Bases 2506 to 4452 code for a protein of 648 amino acids. NCBI's taxonomy places the organism in Eukaryota, Metazoa, Chordata, Mammalia, Proboscidea, Elephantidae. Gene Ontology annotation, molecular function: DNA-binding transcription factor activity, RNA polymerase II-specific; RNA polymerase II transcription regulatory region sequence-specific DNA binding. Gene Ontology annotation, cellular component: nucleus. Gene Ontology annotation, biological process: regulation of transcription by RNA polymerase II. The record is from RefSeq and is a predicted model, not a curated record.